Molecule: messenger RNA, 2202 nt
Organism: Neolamprologus brichardi
Lineage: Eukaryota; Metazoa; Chordata; Actinopteri; Cichliformes; Cichlidae
Gene: tyw2
Product: tRNA wybutosine-synthesizing protein 2
Biological process (GO): tRNA methylation; wybutosine biosynthetic process
Cellular component (GO): cytoplasm
Molecular function (GO): tRNA methyltransferase activity
Source: RefSeq, a predicted model, not a curated record
ACGGGUUGCGUCUAGUAGGGAAGCUUCUACCCGGUUGUUGACGUGCAUCUGGUCUUUGUUUGCAUCGUAAUCUAAACGUAAAUAGAGCUGAUUUGUUUAUUUACAGAUGGACGGUGUGCCAUGCCUUCGUGUGCCUCAGUGUCAGGCUCAGAAGCUCAGGAGGUCACUACAGUCCAAAGGGGCUCUGGACCUGAGUUUGAGUUUAGUGAAAGACUCAGAUGGGACAGUCCUCCUCCCCAUUUUAGCAUCCUGUUUGUCCCAGCUCGAUCUUCAGUCUUUCAGGACCACUGUGGCUUCAGAUGAUGAUUUUGAAGUAGUUUGGAGUAAGUCUGCUCUGCAGUCAAAAAAAGGGAAAGGAAGGGCGAGUGGUAGUAAACUGGAGAAAGUCCUCCAGGACCUGUUGGAGUCUCAUGGUGAAAGAUGGACAGAAGAGCUGAAGAGAGACAUCCCUCGCAGUUUCCAGCGACAUGGAGACCUAGUCCUGCUGGGAGACACUUGUUUUCUUCUGCCGUUAUGGGAAAACAUCGAUCAACAGCUUUGGAGCACAGUGGCCAGAAGACUGGGAGCAAAGCGCCUAGCAAAGAUCAGGAGAAUUUCAAGAGAUGGAUUUAGAUCUCCUGAGGUGACGAUGCUGCUCGGAGAGCACAGCUGGGUCAAACAUGUAGACAAUGGCAUUAGUUAUGAGUUUGAUGUUACCAAGUGCAUGUUCUCGGCUGGAAACAUAACAGAGAAGCUCCGGGUGGCUGGAUUUGACUGCAGAGGGGAGACUGUAGUGGAUUUAUAUGCAGGUAUUGGAUACUUCACUCUCCCAUAUCUGGUGCAUGCAAAGGCCAGUCGCGUUCAUGCUUGUGAGUGGAACCCCAACGCAGUCGAAGCUCUAAAGAAAAACCUCGAGGCAAACGGAGUGUCUGACCGCUGCACGAUUCACCAAGGAGAUAAUCGCCAACUCCAGCUGUGUGGCGUCGCUGACCGAGUGAACCUGGGUCUCAUACCGAGCUCUGAGGACGGCUGGUCUGUCGCCUGUCGACUGCUCAGGAGAGCAACAGGAGGCGUUUUACAUAUACACCAGAACGUUACCUCGCCAGUACAGCACAGUACAGCCGGCGAUGCCCCCCAGAAGGUUUCUGGGAAGAAAGCAGACAGAGAGGUGUGGCGGGCCUGGGCCGAAGACACGGCAAAGCACUUCGCUUCUCUUUUAAAGGACUUCACUGGUACACGGUGGACAACAAACAUCCAGCACAUCGAGCACGUUAAGUCAUAUGCACCUCAUGUUCACCAUGUCGUGCUGGACUUGGAGUGCAGGCCUUCCUGAGAAAGCAAUCAUCACAAACACUAAACAGACACUGUGGUGUUAAACAAACAGACGUUUCUAACCAAACCCUACACAAGCUGGUUUAAUCAUUUGUCAGGCUGUGACAAACCAACCGCAACCAUUAUUUAUCCAGAGGCCUGCACUACAAAGCAGGAUUAGUGGCUUAGCAACGUAACUUUGGGGUUAACCCUGGGUCUCCAGUCUUGCAAAGGUGGUUCAGUUCUUACUCUGGGUGCGUUGCCAGGGUAACUUAUGCUGCUGACCUUACCUUGUGGAAAAGCUCAUGGACUCAUGGACGUGCGCAGGUAGAAGGAAGGUCUAGUUUUUGUCUUUCCUCAGUGAGCACGAUUAAGAAAUGUAGAUGCUCAUGAGAAACUGUAGUCAUAUGUUUUUGUUUCUGUUAGCUGAAAGCAGUUCUAAAGCAUUUUUUCUAAUCCUUAAUAUUGUAAUAUCAUCCUAGAACAGAGCAACAAAGCUUUGUACUUGAUAAGCUCACAUAAGUUACAGGUUUAAAUUGAAUAUGUUUGUGUAAGUUCUCAGUCAUCCAGGACAUGGUAGUCUUGAGUGCUUAGAAAGGAAACGACUGGGCGUCUUUAGGUUCAUCAAUACCGUUUGUCUCUCAUCCAGGAAGCACCUUUAGUUCUAAAACAACUGCUAUAGAAUCCCAGAUAUUUAACCCCUAGUUAGGAUUAUCCCCUUGGAGGUGGUCCUGAGAAUCCUUGACCCAAUCAUGUGAAAAAAGGCCUGACUCACUGGGGCCAAAGUGUGAAAGACGCUGUCCCACUUAACUGUCAUGUGAGCUAAUGAGGCCACCUCAGACAAUUUGUGAGUGGGGGUUGAAGCAUCUGGGAACGGAUCUGAAGAUGCAUUUUAGGUGGUUCUAGGUUUGU